Molecule: messenger RNA, 870 nt
Organism: Daphnia pulicaria
Lineage: Eukaryota; Metazoa; Arthropoda; Branchiopoda; Diplostraca; Daphniidae
Exons: 3
Coding region: 1-855 (284 amino acids)
Source: RefSeq, a predicted model, not a curated record
AUGACACGCAAACCAUGUUUCGUUUUUAAUUGUAAAUCUUCUUAUAACAAAGAAAAUGAAAGUCUUGCGUUUUUCCAUCCACCGAAGUUGUGUCUAAAUUCCUGGCAGGAAAUUAUUAAAAAGCCAGGACUCACUUGCCAGUCCAGAAUUUGCAGUAUUCAUUUUGAAGAGAACGACAUACUCAAAGGGAGAGAAAUUCAAGGCGUGUUUUACAGUUAUCCGAAAUGGAAAUUAAAAUCAGGUGCUCGGCCCAGUAAAUUGCUAGGAAAUGAUGUCAGCGUACUCGAAAGACCUGCUGCAAAGAAGUAUGUUCACAGUGAUAGGUUUAAGUCACCAUAUCGAAAUAUAACAGCAAAGUCUAAAGCUGCUAAUCCUAAGCUGCAGUUGGACAAUCAAUCAUUUUUGUCGAAUAACAACACCAAUGUAUUGAUCCCAUCACAUGCAAAGAAGUCAACGUCAAAUAGCAUAGCUAUACACCAACUUGACGCUGAAAAAGGAAAAGUAAAUGAUAUGGAAGCAGCUGAACCUGUGGCAUUACCAUGUGUAACAACAGAAGACAUGUUCCAGGAACCUACUACUGAAACACUCCUACACAUUCCACCUGAAAAAGAACUACAAUCUGAAUCUGAAUCUCAAUUGAGAGUAGAAUUUGAACCAAACGAUAUAGAAGCAGCUGAACCUGUGGCAUUACCAUGUGUAACAACAGAAGACAUGUUCCAGGAACCUACUUCUGAUACACUCCUACACAUUCCACCUGAAAAAGAACUACAAUCUGAAUCUGAAUCUCAAUUGAGAGUAGAAUUUGAACCAAACGAAAUUUCAAGAUGGCAAAACUUGCUUAAUUUUUUUUUCUAAAUGUAAAUUGUAUGU